AUGCCCGACGGCUACGACUUCCUCUUCAAGCUGCUCCUCAUCGGCGACUCGGGCGUCGGCAAGUCAUGUCUGCUCCUCCGGUUCGCGGAGGACGCGUUCACGGACAGCUACCUCAGCACCAUCGGCGUCGACUUCAAGAUCCGCACCAUUGACCUCGAGGGGAAGACCGUGAAGCUCCAAAUAUGGGACACGGCCGGCCAAGAACGCUUCCGCACCAUCGCCGCCGCGUACUACCGCGGCGCACACGGCAUCGUCGUCGUGUACGACGUGACCGACACCGAAUCCUUCCAGAACGUCCGAGGCUGGCUGCAGGAGAUCGACCGCUACGCAUCCGAAAACGUCAAGAAGCUCCUCAUCGGCAACAAGUCCGACCUCGUCGAGCGCAAGGCCGUCGAGUACAGCGCCGCCAAGGACUUCGCGGACGAGCUCCAAAUCCCGUUCAUCGAGACGUCGGCGAAGACGUCGACGAACGUCGAGGAGGCGUUCGUGACGAUGUCGAAGCAGAUCAAGGAGAGGUGCGUCCUGGACGCGGCACCAGAACAAGCCCCAGGCGGCGCAAAAGCGGGGAUCGUGACGCCCGGCCGGAGCCUGGACGAGCAGCAGGCGUCGGGAGGCUGCGCGUGUUGA
Molecule: messenger RNA, 627 nt
Organism: Postia placenta MAD-698-R-SB12
Lineage: Eukaryota; Fungi; Basidiomycota; Agaricomycetes; Polyporales; Adustoporiaceae
Exons: 6
Coding region: 1-627 (208 amino acids)
Biological process (GO): protein secretion; regulation of exocytosis
Molecular function (GO): GTP binding; GTPase activity
Source: RefSeq, a predicted model, not a curated record